Messenger RNA from Sebastes umbrosus (honeycomb rockfish), 2911 nucleotides. RefSeq names its product thyrotropin-releasing hormone receptor b (gene trhrb). NCBI's taxonomy places the organism in Eukaryota, Metazoa, Chordata, Actinopteri, Perciformes, Sebastidae. Gene Ontology annotation, molecular function: thyrotropin-releasing hormone receptor activity. Gene Ontology annotation, biological process: phospholipase C-activating G protein-coupled receptor signaling pathway. Bases 368 to 1579 code for a protein of 403 amino acids. The record is from RefSeq and is a predicted model, not a curated record. The transcript is spliced from 2 exons. Gene Ontology annotation, cellular component: membrane.
UCCUGCCAAGAGCGAGGCUCAAAACCAACCCGCCAUCUGCCCACCUGGACACUCAGACGCAGUUAGUUUCUGACGAGCACAACGAGCUGAACGCGUCGCUUUUUACGCACAACACGAGCGAGGAGAUAACAGCAGAGUCCGAGCAGCUCUCUGUCACAUUAUGAUGGUUUGACGUUCACACGACUGGGUGACACUUUGAGCUUUUUUCUGAGAACGAUAUAUCCACUUUCCCCCGGACCUGCAGAGCUGACUGAUCUCUCUUCCGUCGCGCGUAAAAGCGGUUUGGUGCGUAAAGGACAGAAGGACACAAAACAAAACCCGCUGAAAAGUCUCGUUUUUCUGUGAUAUUUGAGCUGAAAACAUCAAGAUGGAAAACUUUACAACAGCAGCUCCGGAGCUGAACCACACGUUGGGCUUUUGGACGGACUACAGCAUCCAGUACAAAGUGAUAAGUAGUUUGCUGCUUUUGGUGAUUUGCGCUUUAGGAAUCGUCGGUAACGUGAUGGUGAUCCUGGUGGUGCUCACUACCAAACACAUGAGGACUCCCACUAACUGCUACCUGGUGAGUCUGGCGGUGGCGGACCUGAUGGUGCUGACUGCGGCGGGUUUACCGUCCAUCACGGACAGCAUCUUCGGCUCCUGGGUGUUCGGCCACUACGGCUGUCUCUGCAUCACCUACUUCCAGUACCUGGGCAUCAACGCGUCCUCGUGCUCAAUCACAGCCUUUACCAUCGAGAGGUACAUUGCCAUCUGCCAUCCGAUCAAAGCUCAGUUCCUGUGCACGCUGUCCAGAGCCAAGAAGAUCAUCCUGGUCGUCUGGGCUUUCACCUGUCUGUACUGCGUCAUGUGGUUCUACCUGUCGGACCUCCAGGAGCAGGUGUACGACAACGUCACCAUCAUGGCGUGCGGCUACAGAGUGCCCAGGAGGUUUUAUCUGCCCAUCUACUUCUUUGACUUCGGGGUGUUCUUCGUGCUGCCGCUGUUGCUCUCCGCCGUCCUGUACGGACUCAUCGGCCGGAUCCUCUUCCUCAACCCGCUGCCCUCAGACACCAAAGACAAGAAGAAGAACGGACACAACAACAACACCAACAACAAGAAGACCAGCUGCAAGAACUCCCGACACUCCAGCUCCACCGCGACCUCCCGCAGACAGGUGACUAAGAUGCUGGCUGUGGUGGUGAUCCUGUUCGCCACGCUCUGGAUGCCGUACCGCACUCUGGUGGUGGUAAACUCCUUCCUGGACCCGGCCUACCUGGACAGCUGGUUCCUGCUCUUCUGCCGGAUCUGCAUCUACCUCAACAGCGCCAUCAACCCGGUCAUCUACAACGCCAUGUCUCAGAAGUUCCGUGCCGCUUUCCGCAAGAUCUGCCGCUGCGGGAGGAAAGGCUCGGAUAAACCCGCCGCCUACAGCGUGGCCCUCACGUACAGCGCAGUCAAGGACACAUCGAUGGUGGAGAGCACCGACCACUUCACGACCGAGCUGGAGGAGCUCACCGUCACGGAUGAGCUGCUGUCCGACCAGAAGACGAUGUUCCUGGACCCUUGUGCGUACACGAAGGUGGAUUUCAGCGACGCCUGAGAGUUUGUCUGAGGCCAGACGGUUGAUUCUAAGGGGUCAGUCGAGUUUGAAAAUGUUGCUUAAUGAAGUCUGUUAAGAGGGAAUAUUGUUUCCUGAGUGGCUGCUGACCUUUCUAAAGCCAGGCCGCUUUGGCUUGAGAUGUAAACACAGAUUACAGCCAUUGAUGCGUGAUGACAGUCUUUGAUCCAUAAAGCCCCGAAUGAUCCCGGACAUUGUAAAGCAACAAACAUCGACUGAUAAGCAUUCUCUUAUUGCAUAGCUGUUAUCUUAUCUUGGACCUACCCACGCAAUAUACUGUGUAUGAGUCAACAAAACAUGAUGUGAACAAAAACACCAUUCCCACUUCAGAUAUAUGGUGUUGUGCACACAAUCCAGACCGGUACAGACUCAUCUGGGAUCCUUAAAGCUGCACAGGGCAGCGUGGCACACCAGCAUAGACAUAUACUGCCAAUACCCAGAAAUCCUGCAAACUGCCCUCAACACAGUCAACCAAAACAGCUGGUCAGUGAUGCUUUAAUACCAAAGGACACCAAAGAGAUGGUGGAAGCAAACAGAAUAACGUCAACAAGUCCGGCUCAGGAGAGGGGAAAUCAUUCAUUAUGUUCUGAUUCAGUGAUAUUCAGGAUGGCUCGUUUUCCUCAGCUUCACACAGACUUUGGGAUUUAGGCUGAGAAAAAGAGUAUUUUCACACCAAAAUAAAACCCCUCACCCUGUGCAGCUUUAAUAACCGUAUGCUAUCCUGCCCCCCCCUGAUGCUUUCAGGGCAAGCAGCCCAUUAAUGGGUGAGUCACGACUGAACCUUCGCGGACAUAACAGGCUCUAUUUUUAUUGUGAAGGAUGCGCACACGGCCUCGAGGCACUAUGUGAAAACCGAGACGGACUGUGUCGAGUCUGUUCCAGAGGCCGUGGUUCAGUCUUUAGAAAAAUCUCUGGAUGGUUUGUUGAGUUUUUUUCCUCUGCAAAGUGUUGACAGAGCAAAUGUACACAAAGCACUUUGUUACUUAAAUUCAAAAAGUGCCAUAAUGAAGUUAAUUAUGUUGUUACAGCUCCCACAGCAUCAUCCUGUCUCUUAUAAGGCAUACUUUAUAAUGGGUUUAUGAGUUGUCACUAAUAACUUUAUAUAUAGUCAACAACAUAUUAUAAUGCUUUACAGAAUAGUUCAUAACUAGGGCUGUCAAUCGAUUCAAAUAAUAAAUCGUGAUUAAUCUCGUGAUUAUCCAUAGCUAAUUGUGAUUAUUCGCAAAUUAAUUUCAAAUUUUUUAAAUGUUCAAAAUGUACCUUAAAGGGAGAUUUCUCAAGUAUUUAAUACUCUUAUCAACAUGGGAGUGGGCA